CGGGCGGAUGAGAAUACCAUGAGAGCCGCGCGUGAUUAACUAAAAUAGAUUUGUAUUAUUUUUACGUGUCCGUGACGUGUUAUCAGGACAAACGAACUUGACAUAGUUGUUGCUGACUAAACAUUACAGGUUUUUCAUUGCAAAAAAAUUAGUGUAGUGACGAAAAACACUGUAAUGUUCACAUCGUUGUUUAGCCCUUUGAUAACUAAGGCCAGCUGUGAAGAGGUGGGGGACUGGUUAUUUAAAACGAGCAGAUACAAAGCAACUACAUGAUAUAUUUCUGAAGUACGCCACCGUCGACCGCAACGGCGAGAAGUAUAUAACUAGUGAAGAUUUCGUCCGGAAGUAUCUUGGAUUAUUCGAUGAAGAUGACUACAACAAGGAGUCGGUGCAGCUCAUCGCUGGCAUCGUCGACAUGGACAAAGACGGCUUCAUCUCCUUCUCGGAGUUCCAAACGUUCGAGGGACUCCUGUGUGUGCCGGACGCACUGUAUAAGACCGCCUUCCAACUCUUCGACACCAACGGCAAUGGACUUGUUGGAUUUGACGAAUUCGCCGAAGUCAUGCAGAAGACGGCUCUGCACAAGAAACUACCUUUCAAUAUGGAGAGUACAUUCAUCCGCCUCUACUUCGGUAAGGAUAGGAAACGUCUAGUGACCUACCCUGAGUUCAGCCAGUUCCUUCACGACUUCCACGAGGAGUAUGGAGUGGAAGCCUUCAAGAAAUGCGACAAAAACGCCUCUGGGUUUAUCAGUUCUGGAGACUUCAGGGAUAUUAUGCUGUCCGUGAAGAACCAUCUGCUUACUAAGGAGAUGAAGACUAAGGUUAUAAAUGCUUCAGGCGGCUUCCCCCAAGGCGAGCGCAAGAUCAGUUUCCCCUACUACAUGGCCUUCAACUCACUACUCAACAACAUGGAGCUUAUCAAGAGGGUCUAUCUCAACGCUACUAACGGUUCUCGCACGCACGAAGUCACGAAAGAAGAAUUCCUUCACUCCGCCCAGAUGAUGAGUCAAAUCACUCCUCUAGAAGUCGAUAUCCUGUUCACUCUUUGCGACAUGAUUCAUCAUUCAAAUGGUCGAAUCGUGUACAACGACCUCCACACCAUCACGCCGGAACAGUACUUCAAACAUGUGUCCCGACGCAUCGCAGAAAUUAAAGCCGUAUCCAGUCCGGAAGAGCGAAGCGUCUUCAUUCAGAUCUUGGAGAGCACGUACAGAUUCACGCUAGGUUCUAUUGCUGGUGCCGUUGGCGCGUCAGCGGUAUACCCAAUCGACCUGGUGAAGACUCGAAUGCAGAACCAGCGUACGGGCUCGUUCAUCGGUGAGGUGGCGUACCGUAACUCGUGGGACUGCUUCAAGAAGGUCAUCCGCCACGAGGGUGUCUUCGGCCUCUACAGGGGUCUCGUGCCACAACUCAUCGGAGUCGCGCCGGAAAAGGCUAUCAAGCUUACUAUGAACGACUUGGUUCGCGACAAAUUAAGCGACUCCAAGGGUAAUAUUUCGAUCCUCGGAGAAGUUAUCGCUGGAGCAUGCGCUGGUGGCUCCCAGGUGGUCUUUACAAACCCCCUAGAGAUCGUCAAGAUUCGUCUUCAGGUCGCCGGCGAGAUCGCGGGCGCCAGUAAAGUGCGCGCGUGGUCCGUGGUCAAAGACCUCGGGCUGUUUGGCCUCUACAAGGGGGCGAAGGCCUGUCUGCUUAGGGAUGUACCCUUCAGCGCUAUCUACUUCCCUGCUUAUGCUCAUGUUAAGGCCAAAUUCGCGGACGAGAACGGGUACAACCACCCACUGACGCUGCUGGUGUCAGGUGCCAUUGCUGGCAUCCCCGCCGCCUCGCUCGUCACGCCCGCUGACGUCAUCAAGACCCGGCUACAGGUGGUAGCGAGAUCAGGCCAGACGACGUAUAACGGUGUGAUUGACGCCGCGAGGAAGAUCUAUGCUGAAGAAGGUGCUAGAGCUUUCUGGAAGGGUGCCACAGCGCGUGUGUUCCGCUCAUCACCACAGUUCGGCGUGACGCUGCUCACAUACGAGGUGUUGCAACGUCUCUUCUACGUGGACUUCGGUGGAUCACGGCCGGCGGGUUCCGAGUUCCAAGUAUCCACAUUGCUGGACGAAGCGAAGAAGAAGCCAGACCACAUCGGAGGGUACCAAGUAGCCACGCCGGUGCUCACUGGCUUAGAAACCAAGUUUGGCAUCGCGUUGCCAAGGUUCGCGCACAUCCACAAACCUCAACCUCAGUAGGUUCAACCUCAAAUACCCAGUUAGGGACAAAACCACAUUUGUCAGCACCGCAUUGCACUUUCCUAUACUUCUAUCCUUUUCUGUUACUCAGAAGUGUCAUUUGCCAGAGCGAGAGAAAGCGACUGCACGCGGCAGAAUCGACGAGCGUACAUAAACGUGCAGUCGCUCUCUCUCGCUCUGGCAAAUGACGGUUCUGAGUAACAGAAAAGGAUAGAAGCAUAGGAAAGUGCAAUGAGCGGUUGACAGAUGUGGUUCUACCCAAACUUCACACAGGGGAGGUACGGCCACGAGCAUCAAUGUUUAUAAUUUUAGUACCAUAUCACAUUAACUUUUAUGACAAACUGAACUGUAAGUUUAAGUCAUUUUCGAAUGUAUUAAUGCGAUAGGGUUCUAAAGUCGGUCUUUGAUAUGUUUUGCUCGUGACAGCGAAAAAAUCCGAUUCUGAAUGCUUCCGCUGCCACCUCUGUGUGCAGAAAAGUAUAAUACCCUAUAAGAGUUAAAUAUACAAGCGUCGAUCGGGUCGCGUAUAAAUGCGGUGUCUAGUUAAUUCGUACGGGUUGUACCGACCCGCGACUCGAGGUCUGCUAUCGACGUAGACGUGACAAAUAACACGCGCUAUCACUAAUGUUAAGCUGAGCUGUCUACGUAGAUAAAAACUGCGAUAUUCAUCUCGCGUCUACGUAGCGUAGAUGCCGUGGGUGGUGUUUUUAUAAGUUAUUACUUUUUUGUGAAGUAAAAACAUUUUUACAUUUGAAAUUAUUUUUAUCCGUCUACGCAUAACAGUUGUGGUUUUAAAAUGCGUUACAUAUUUUUUUGUAAUCUUUAUUUUGUUAUUCUUUUUGUGAAGGAUCAUAAGAAGUGAGCUAAAAUCUCUUUUUAUGUUCUUUCUUACUGCCGUUCAAUUUCCAUGUUUUCUCCAGUUUUUAAAACAUAGUCAUAGUCAUAGUCAUUUAUUGAUAAUAAUAAUUACACGUCACAGAUAUACACUACUUAAUGUUUAAAUUUUAACCAAGGCCUAGCCUUAAGAGAUGUUGAUCUUGAUAAGUCGGUAAAAUUGAAAUUAUUUUUAGCCGAAUGAGAAUUAAUAAGAGAAGAUAACGAACAUGAAACUGUGUGCUUUAAGGGUACUUCAAAUAGAUAAAUAGUAUUAUUGAAAUGUGAAAUAAAACAGAAAGAGGGCUCGGUAGUGCGAGGGCCAUGUUCACGCUCGCGCUGUGCCGAACUCAUUUAAUUUUAUAUCUCUUAUACGGUCCGUUGGCCACCUCGCAGCAUUUGUUUCUAUUGCCUUUAUUUUCAUCAGAGGCGAAUACCUUUUAGAUUAUUUUUCUAAUUAUAAGCUAAAAUCAGAAUCACUGAAAGUCGAACGUUUUGUUAUUUCUUUUGAUUGUUACGUUUUUUGUAUGAUUUUAUGAAAAAUUAGGGCUUGUUUUGUCAACUUAUUUCUUUCGGUUUUACACUUCGGUUUGUACCCAGUUUGUAAGUGUGGCUACCUUUAAAAUAACUAUAUAUGCUAAUAUCGAACUAGCGGAUAAAUUUUAUUUGAUAUUUUUGAUAUAAUAAUGCUUUUCGUUGUCAUAUCGGGUUGUCUGAAGUCUUAAUCUCGCAAGUUGAUGAAACAAGCCCGCCCAUAUCACGUCUGAUGUUCACGAGGUAUUUAGUUUUUUGAUAUAUAUAAUUCAGGAGGUACAAACUUACAAAGCAAAUGUUACCUGACUAGCAAGAAACAAUUGAUAUAAUUGAACUUAUUAAAGUAUUCCAUAGAUAGGAUGACUAUUGUUAUCUUCAAUCAGAAAUAUUUUAUAUAAUAAUUAUUAGCUUGGGUUCGUCCAUAGUAUAAAAUACAUAAAUUAAUAUGCUUAAAAGUAAUAAUAUUAUAGCAAUAAGAGUUGUGUAUACGCUUAAUUUUGUAAGCUUAUUUUUUAAAAUCAAACUAACUUAGCUUCUUUUUAUAAUGCCCCUUCAGCAGAAUGUUAUUCAACCUUAUUCUAUUAAAAUACUUCUUCAAUACAUAGGAUAUUUUGGGGAAGUAUAAUAACAAAAAUAUCUUCCAAUUUAAUAGCAAUAUUUUUGUAAUACUUAACGUAAUAAGUUCUUUUGUGUGAGCUUUAAUAUUUAUUUACUGUAAUUAUGCAUUUUAAUGUCUUUAUAAGAUUUUUUUCUAAAUUAUUAAUUACAAAGCAAUAGGAACGUGUUCCGGUAUAUGAUGCUCAGUUGCCAGUCCCUGAGGUUCCGGUUUAUGGUCAUAUUCCUCAGUGCUGGGGGUCGUGACUUCCCUACCCUUUGUGCGGGACUGGACAGAUUCUUGGAUUCGGCAGAUUCAGAAUUCUACAGAUUAGUUGAUUGGGCAGAUUAGUGGAUUCGACGGAUUAGCUAUACGGCAGAACUACAGUUGUUAAAAAAAAAACAAUCUAUCCCAUCCCGAAUCAGCCCUAUUUGGAAUAUCUAGCCGGACUAAUGCAUUAGGCUGCGUUCACCAGGCCUUUUCCCGUCUACUUUCCCAGUCACGAUUAAUCUGAGAUUGUCACCCUCUUUUCUUCCAUAGCUCGCUGGUUCAGAUCCGGCUCGAAGGACCAUUUUUAUGUGCCCUAACAUAAAAAACAGGCGGAUUUAUAGAAUCACGAUAUUUAUUUUUAUGGCACGAAAAAACUUACACCAUUUUAUAACAUUGAGUUGUUCUUAACUAACCAUAGACAAUCCAAAAAACUAUUACAGUAUAAAAAUAUUUAUGGUUGACUUGGUCAUAAACACCAAUGUGACCGAAGUAUACACCUCCACCAACCCGCAUUGGAGCAGCGUGGUUGAGCAUGCUUCAUACCCCCUCCGGUUGAUUGAGGGGAGGCCUGUGCCCAGCAAUGGGACGUAUAUAGGCUAUUUAUGUAUGUUAUGUGACCGAAGUAUUCAAGAAUUCUGCAGAGUCAAAUGACACAAAGCAAUAAUAGAUAGGGACAUGUUCCGGUAUAGGAUAACGCCAUGCAAUAUUUUAUUUUAUAGUAUUUUAUACUUAAUUACUUAUUUAAUUUAUUGUAAUACUUUUGUAAGUAUGUUAAUGCGCAUUGCGCAGGCAGAGUGAGAGCAGGGGGGCUAAAACGGCCACAUCGAAGCAAUUCAUCUAAGAAAGCAAUAUUGCAAUUUGACAUUUGCGCAUAUAAAAGUAAGUGCACAAUGCAAACAACUGUCAAAUAGCAAUAUUGCUUUCUUAGAUGUAUUGCUUCGAUGUGGCCAUUUUAAACCCCCUGAUAUAUUUAUAUCUUAUAUUCUGUUGUAUGUCUAUUCAAAUGUUGCUGUAGGUUUGUAUGGCGUCGCUCAUACAAAAUCUUGUCCAUGAAAGGAGUUCCGUAUACGAGGCUCUAGUAUCGAAGUCUACAUAAACUUACUACUAUUGUGAUCGCUUGUUCAAAUAUUUGACAGCCAAGCAAAAUUGUAUCCAAUUAUCAAAUAAUUCGAUUGAGCUUGGCUGUGUAAUAUGUACUUAAACACAUGUCAUGGUCACAGCUUGUUUAUUUUUUAUUGGUAAAUAGAUCAGUGUUGCCAAUUAGAACGCGUACUCCCAAGGGUUUGCUCUCAAACCCAACACAUCAAUCAAGAUAUUGAUCAAUCUCUAUUGAUUGAAAAUGUAAGCUGAUUUAAAACGCCUAUCGGUACGAGUACGCGAGUAUAAAGUGUUUCUUUAAGUAGACUUAAAUAAAUGGUAACCUUUCGUGUGUUUAUUAAUUUAUAGAACGCCAAACAACGGUGAGCUUGCAAAGGUAUGGAGCGAUUUUGGCAGCGAAUUUAAGAAAAAAUAUCAUUAACUUGUAAUAAUUAUGAUAAUGGUACCGAUUCGGGCGACCACCCACUUAAUUUGUCAGGACUAACUAGUUCUAUCUCUUUCUCGCACUUAUUAAGUGGACGGCACUAUUCUAAGUGCUAAAAAUAGGUUAAGUUUGUGUGCGCCUGAAUAGGCAUCAAUGUGUUGCACUUUGUAUGUAGCAACUAAACUAUGGAUGACCCAAAACUGCACAAUUUUAACUGAACCUAUCUUCUGUACAAUUACUUAUAAGUGAUGUUGUAAGACAACAUUGUAUAAAAUGAAUCAUAGGACUAAAGACAAGUGAUAGAGAACCGAUGUGACUACUAUAUUUAUUGAUAUUGUACAUUUUUGUGUUAAUAAUAAAAUCGGAAUAGAUUA
Molecule: messenger RNA, 6401 nt
Organism: Pectinophora gossypiella (pink bollworm)
Lineage: Eukaryota; Metazoa; Arthropoda; Insecta; Lepidoptera; Gelechiidae
Product: calcium-binding mitochondrial carrier protein Aralar1-like
Exons: 14
Coding region: 416-2233 (605 amino acids)
Biological process (GO): aspartate transmembrane transport; malate-aspartate shuttle; L-glutamate transmembrane transport
Molecular function (GO): L-glutamate transmembrane transporter activity; calcium ion binding; L-aspartate transmembrane transporter activity
Source: RefSeq, a predicted model, not a curated record